AUGUCCACCUCUCAUCAUGUGAGUACUCAUGAAUCCAGCAAGAAUGCUCACACUACCUCUACCCCUGUAUCCACCUCUCAACAUGUGAGUACUCAUGAAUCCACCAAGAAUGCUCACACUACCUCUACCCCUAUGUCAACCUUUCAUACGAGUACUCAUGAAUCCACCAAGAAUGCUCACACUACUUCUACCCCUGUGUCCACCUCUCAACAUCCACCUACGACUUUGGAGACUACGGAUAAAACAAUGAAUGGAGAUACAGCACCACCGUCUGCGGAUACAACAGCAACAACAUCCUUAACAGUGACCAUUCUUAUAAAUAAACCUUUGGGAUUUUGUCGAGAUGGCUUUGCGCAGGUGCAGAACUGGUGCUUUUCUUUCCAAGUUCAGCCAGUAGGAAUGUACGACACAGUGCAUGAAUGUUCGCGCCAGGGGGCGGGGCUAGUCACCCUGGAAUCAGCAGAAAAAGAAAGGGCAUUAACUCAGUUCAUUGAAGAUAUGAAUUUCUUCGGUCUCCAACAGGAUAGAAGUACUCUACAACGAUCUCUGGAAGAACUGAUUAACACCAACAAAGACGCAGCCGCGUUUUGCGAGGACUAUAAGAAAUACAGAGAAAAAUCCAAAUCCUACACCAUUAUUUCUAACGCCGAGAUCCCACUCGAUUCUCACCCGGAAGACCGGGCCAACCACACGACCCCGGAAGGAUUCAGUAUCAAACUAUCUACUAUCCCUGGAGCCGGGUUCGGGGGGUUCGCAGAGAAGUUUAUACCGAAACACACAAUCAUUGGAAGUUACGAGGGGCUCAUCCACACCAACCACAAAGACGACGUCCUAUACUCAUGGCAGAUGGAGAAAAUUGGAUCUGAAGGAGUGUACGUCAUUGACGCCGGAAGUCCGGCUAAUAGUAACUGGUUACGUUGGAUAAACUGCGCCGGAAACAUUGAACAGGAAAACCUGAUAGCAGUAUCGUGCGCAGGUCUCAUUUUCUACAUGACAACCAGAGAUAUCGACCCCGGAAGUGAAAUGUUUGUCUGGUAUGGUGACGAUUACGGGGACUUUCUCAAAAUCAGCAGAGUCCACCCAGAGUCGGACCUACAGGGGAUUUUCAACAUCCGGAUCAACGUUCUUUCGUUUGAUGACGAGAAUCGGACGAUAUACAGUGACGGAAGUCCGGUCACUUACAUGAACUGGGUCCCGGAAGCAGCGUCAGCCGUCUUGGACAACACAGUCGGCCUCGUUCUGACAUACAACGGAAGUGAAUGGAAAUGGUUUCCGGAGAAAGACUAUCGAUACUUUACUGGUCCGGACGGUCUGCAUCUUCCCUUUGUGUGUGAGGAUAGAACCACUUAUAAUGUUGACAGAGUUGUCAAUCCUGAUUACAAGGAACCUGAGGCGAGAGAGUCGUCUGCUAGUCACGUGGAGUCAGACAUUUUAGCGGAACGCGACAUGAAACCAUUAAAUAAUGAAGGUCAACUGGAACCGGAAGUAGUUUGGGAUGGUUCAGUGUAG
Saccostrea cuccullata (small rock oyster) is the source of this 1509-nucleotide messenger RNA. RefSeq lists its product as uncharacterized. Gene Ontology annotation, molecular function: protein binding. The coding region runs from base 1 to 1509 and encodes 502 amino acids. The record is from RefSeq and is a predicted model, not a curated record. Lineage: Eukaryota; Metazoa; Mollusca; Bivalvia; Ostreida; Ostreidae. The transcript has 9 exons.